Molecule: messenger RNA, 3397 nt
Organism: Physcomitrium patens
Lineage: Eukaryota; Viridiplantae; Streptophyta; Bryopsida; Funariales; Funariaceae
Product: DEAD-box ATP-dependent RNA helicase 21
Molecular function (GO): RNA helicase activity; nucleic acid binding; ATP binding
Source: RefSeq, a predicted model, not a curated record
AACCAAACCUCGUUCACCCCACAUUCAUUCAAACAGCCCAGGGUGAGGAAAAAGCUUCACGGCAGAUGAUAGAAUAUCGCAUCGGAAAAAAACCAUUCAUCCGUUAUGUUCUUUGUUCAGCCGUGAAACAGAAUUUCCUCUUCCUCGAACGCUGCGAAUGGAGUGCAUGAGGUGGGAGUUAGUGUUGGAUAUUGAAAAUUUCGCGGUUAGCAGGUAUUCGUCUCUUGAGUUUUCGGCGUCAAUUCUGCAGCAUUAGGUAUCUUUCUGUUUAUUCAUUGAGUUACGUAUUUUUCUAUUUUUUUCCGAUUGAUGGUGGAAUGGUUGAGAAAAGCGGUUUUUAAGUAUUUGGUUGUUCGACGUUGCGGAGCGGGUGGAACAGAUUUGGCUGCAUCAUCUGUUUCUUCAGUGGAGGAUUGUGAUCUGUUGGCGCUCUUGUUAUGGCGCCCUCUACAACUCGACAUGAAAGUCGAGACCGGUCACCAGCUGUUUCAGACCGACACCAUCAUCGCGAGGCUGGCCGCUCCUCGCACAGAAACACGAAGGAUAGAGAGCACAGCAAGUCGCCGAGUCGGAGCAGUGUAGACCGAGGAGAUCGUCACCAUAGUUCCCGUCAGAGCCGUAGCAGCAGUCGAGAUCGUCGAGGAGGGAGGGGCGAGCAGAGUCGUUCUCCAAUUCGGUCUCCGGCUCGUCGAAGCUCAAGGAGCACGAGUCGUGAUAGGAAGGAUUCGGUCAGGAGCCGAAGCAGGAGCCGAGACAGGCACAGGAGAGAUGUGCACAGGAGCCGAAGUCGCAGUAGGGAUCGACGGAAUGAAAGAGAUCGCAAGAGGAGAGGAGAUGAUUGGAAAGAAACUGAAGACAGUCAUGGUCGUGAGAAGAAGAAGGCCAGCGACCGGGAGAACAGGAAAGAAAGUGAGAAGGAGAAGUUAGCUGACAAACAUAAGGAGAAGGUUUCGGUUGUUGGAACUGAAGAUGUUGAAGAUGGUGAGAUUUUGGAAGCCCUUUGUGCUGAGGAAAAGCCAAAACCGAACGGCAGUGGGCCAAGUCCAAUUGUGCCAGAUAGCAGCAAAAAAGCAGAGCCUCUGUCUUUGGAGGAGAUUUUGAGGAAGCGCAAGGACGAAGCAAUGCAGCAAGCAAAGCCGGUGUUUUUAACCAAGGCUCAGAGAGCAGAGCUUGCAUUGCAACGUCGGCGAGAAGAAGCAGCUGAGCAGCUGAAAAGAAAUGAAGAGUCUCGCAGACUUUUGAUGGGUGUCGAAAACAAAGGCAAGGAGCAGGAAGAUAAAGACCGAUCCCGUGAGAAAUUCCGUGAUAGAGAUCGUGAUCAUGACCGGGAGGCUCGCGAGGCUCGGGAAAAAGAACGGGACCGUGAACGUCGAGAGCGAGAAAGAGAGCGUGAAGAAGAGGCAAGAUCACGUGAGAGGGAGCGUUUAGAGAAGCAGGCACAACGAGAACAUGAAAAAGAAUUGGAGUCAAUUAAGGAGCAAUACUUGGGUGCUAAGAAGUUGAAGAAGCGAGUUGUCAAACCAAGUGAGAAGUUCCGCUUUUCAUUUGAUUGGGAGAAUACUGAAGACACAUCUAGGGACAUGAAUCCAAUAUACCAAAACCCGCAUGAAGCUCAGCUUUUGUUUGGGCGAGGGUUUCGAGCAGGCAUGGAUCGGCGUGAACAAAAGAAGCUAGCAGCCAAGAAUGAAAACGAUUUAAGAAAGGAGAUUCGGCUCAAAGUCGGACUCGAGGAGAGGCCCGAAGAGAUUGCGGCACAGAAGCAAAAAGAGGAAGCAGCAAAUAUGUACGACACAUUUGACAUGCGUGUUGAUCGCCACUGGUCUGAAAAGAAGCUGGAGGAGAUGACAGAGAGAGAUUGGCGUAUUUUCCGUGAGGACUUCAAUAUUUCGUACAAGGGCUCACGCAUUCCACGGCCAAUGCGAAACUGGGCGGAGGGCGCUUUGAGUCCAGAGCUACUGAAAGCUGUUCAGAAGGUUGGAUAUACAAAGCCGUCUCCUAUUCAGAUGGCUGCCAUUCCAAUAGGUCUUCAGCAGCGGGACGUCAUCGGCAUUGCGGAGACUGGUUCUGGAAAGACAGCAGCGUUUGUAUUGCCCAUGCUCACCUAUAUUUCCAAACUUCCUCCAAUGACGGAGGAGAUUGAGGCAGAAGGCCCUUACGCUGUUGUCAUGGCGCCAACUAGGGAGCUUGCUCAGCAGAUCGAAGACGAGACUGUCAAAUUUGCGCAUUUUCUUGAUAUUCGCGUUGUGUCCAUUGUGGGAGGUCAAUCCAUUGAAGAACAAGGUUUUAAGUUGAGACAGGGCUGUGAAGUUGUGAUAGCAACACCAGGUCGACUUCUUGACUGCUUGGAAAGAAGAUAUGCAGUCCUUAAUCAGUGCAAUUACGUAGUGUUAGACGAGGCGGAUCGAAUGAUCGACAUGGGUUUUGAGCCACAGGUGAUGGGAGUUUUAGAUGCUAUGCCCUCAAGUAAUUUGAAACCAGAGAAUGAAGAUGCAGAGCUUGAUACACAUAAAAUUUAUAGAACGACAUAUAUGUUUAGUGCGACCAUGCCACCUGCAGUGGAGCGUCUGGCCCGGAAGUAUCUACGAAAUCCUGUGGUGGUAACAAUUGGAACGGCAGGCAAGGCUACUGAUCUUAUCACCCAGCAUGUGAUAAUGGUUAAAGAGACUGAAAAACUGGAUAGAUUGUGCCGCGUUUUGAAUGAUAUGGGUGAUAAAACGGCCAUAAUUUUUGUCAACACCAAGAAAAGCGCAGACACAUUGUCUAGACAACUUGACAAAAAUGGUUAUCGAGUCACCACUCUUCAUGGAGGCAAGACCCAGGAGCAGCGUGAGGUGAGCUUAGAUGGGUUCAGAAACAAGAGGUUCAAUUGCCUGGUGGCCACAGAUGUAGCUGGUCGUGGUAUUGAUAUUCCGGACGUCGCGCAUGUUAUCAACUAUGAUAUGCCUGGAAAUAUUGAGAUGUAUACUCAUCGUAUUGGACGUACUGGUCGCGCUGGCAAGACGGGUAUUGCCACAACAUUCUUAACUCUUCAUGAUACCGACGUCUUCUAUGAUCUGAAACAGAUGUUGGUACAAAGCAACAGUCCUGUUCCACCUGAGCUUGCUAGGCAUGAAGCAUCUAAAUUUAAGCCAGGAUCUAUUCCAGAUCGCCCUCCACGGAGAAACGACACUGUAUUUGCAAAUCACUGACGCAGGAGAGAAAUGAGAACUGGGUUGGAUUCCGCGUUUUGGAUAGUUGUAGUCUUGUAAGAUUAACGUACUUCGGCAUUAUUUCAAAAGUUGCAUGUUGGAGGUGUUAACAUGUCGCAUAAGUAACGUAUAUACCUUGCAGGGACUUUUGUGUUCAGGCCUUGAUAAAUCUAUUAUACUUCCGGGAUAUUGGGGUACUUGACAAAGAC